Messenger RNA from Exophiala dermatitidis NIH/UT8656, 1368 nucleotides. RefSeq names its product salicylate hydroxylase. NCBI's taxonomy places the organism in Eukaryota, Fungi, Ascomycota, Eurotiomycetes, Chaetothyriales, Herpotrichiellaceae. The record is from RefSeq and is a predicted model, not a curated record. The transcript has 3 exons. Gene Ontology annotation, biological process: secondary metabolite biosynthetic process. Gene Ontology annotation, molecular function: monooxygenase activity; FAD binding. Bases 1 to 1368 code for a protein of 455 amino acids.
AUGUCGAGCAUCGGUCUUCGAGUGAUCAUUGUUGGUGGCGGCUUUGGGGGGCUCUGCACCGCUAUCGAGACACGGCUCCGGGGCAUGCGUCCGGUCGUCCUGGAGACCUAUCCGACGUCAGCUGCUUAUGGAGAUAUCAUCGACUUUUUCCCCAAUGGAGGCAGAAUUAUCGAGAAAUGGGACAAUGGUCGAGUCGGCCGCGAGCUGAUGCAGAUCUGCAUCAAUCAGGGCGACCGGUUCCAAUACUACAAAGCAGACGGAACCCUAGUCUGGGAUGAACCGUGGCUUCUGAAGCCCGAACAUUAUUGGAGACAGUAUGCCGGGCAUCGUGGCCAGAUGCACGAGGUCGUCGUCAAUUACGCCAAACGGAUAGGGGUGGAACUCCGAUUCGGCGACGGGGUGGUCCAAUACAUCGACGGCGACAAACCUGGAGUCCUCACCAGGAAGGGCCUCAAGUAUUUUGGCGACGUCGUCAUUGCGGCCGAUGGGCCUCGGAGCAUCGCUCGGCAACAAGUCCUUGGCCUGCCGGACACCAAGGUCAACAGUGGCUACGCCAUCUACCGAGCAUACUACACUCUCGGCGAGGAACACCGGAACAAUCCCUAUCUGAGAGAGUUCUGCGAUCCGAAUCGCGACGUCACCAAGAUGUGGGUGGCCAAGGACCUACACAUGAUCAUCUACACCUGGAAUAAAGGCAGAGAUUUGGGCUGGGUGUUGACCCAUAAGGACGAUGCAGACAUUGGAGAAUCGUGGUCGUUCCCCGGGCGAAUUCAGGAUGUUCUGCGAUGCAUCAAGGAAGGGGGCUUCGAGCGGAAGCUGGAGGAGGUGGUCAAAGCAACGCCACCCAAACAACUCGUCGAUUACAAGUUGGUUUGGCGAGAUCCUUUGCAAACCUGGCUGAGCAAGUCGGCCAGAAUUGUGGUGAUCGGGGACGCCGCUCAUUGCCACCUGCCGACCUCCGCCCAAGGUGGCUCGCAGGCGCUGGAAGACGGCGUGGCCCUGGCCAUCUGCCUUCAUCGUGCCAAGGGCGACGUGCCAUUGGCGCUGAAGGUCUUUGAGCGCAUCCGGUUCAACAGGUCCCACGUCAUCCAUAUGAGCAGUAUUACGAUGAGGGACGGGUACCACAACGUCGACUGGGAGGGGGAGUUUAUCAGGGAGCACCCCGAAGUGGUGAACCUGCCGCGAUGGACGUGGGUGAUUGAGCAUGACGCGGAAGAGAACGCCGAGCAACAUUUCGAGCACCUGGCCCGGGAUGUGAGGAACAAUCGUCAAGGCACGAUUGAGGAGCUGGCCCUUCCUGCGGGAGGCAAUUUCGACAUUACAAGCCGGGUAGCAGACAAACCCAAGCCGUUGCAGGCCAGGUUGUGA